AUGUCUUCAUCCAACACCACCAUGGUUAAGAAGUUGACCUUUGCUCAGAUGAAAUCGCUUUGUGCUGCCUACGCCGGCCACCUCCAGAAACACCACCAGGACAUCGCGAAAGUCAUGACUGCUUACCAAAGUCAUGCAGUGACCGCCGUCAAAAUCGAACGAAGCGUGGAGUGUCUAACAUCUCUCGACGAGAUUAAGCAGUAUCUAACCAAACGCACCAAGCGCGUUUGUACGUUCUUCCCCCUAAACCUCCCUGUCUACUCCUUGGUCCUCUUCGCUAUGAUCCCAUCACUAACUGCGGACGAGGUGUUCCUGCGGCCUCCUCAGACGAUGAUUCCUGUCUUCAACCAGCUUCUGGCUAGCUUGAGUCUGCCAAAGUCGUUUCCCAACAUUCACGUCGCCUUCUCUGACCGCGAAACAUUCGUCCGGGAAUGUGUUGCGGAUGCGGACGUUACUAUCUUUACAGGUAAGAAGACUAACGCGCGUCACGUCCUUCAGACAACUAAAAAAGACAGCCUCUUCUUGUUCAACGGCUGGGGCUGCAAUCCAAUUGUCGUUGCGGCGGAUGCUAACAUCGAGCUCGCAGCCGAAAGGGCAGCCGAGGCCAAGCUCUUCAACUCGGGCCAGGACUGCGCUGGUCCGGAUAACAUCCUCGUGCACAGAGAUGUAGCAGACCAAUUUCUCACCCAUCUGAAGCAAAUAGUAGAUGAUGCCAAAGUCGGCGACUACUCCGACCCAGACGUUCUUGUCGGCAGGAUCGCGGAAGAGUCGGCCCUCGUCCGACUAGCUUCCUUCCUUCUCAAGCAUCGAGCUGAGACCAUUUAUGGCGGUGUGAUCGACUUCCCCAAAGCCAUCGUCCAUCCAACCAUGAUUGUCGCGCCGCUCUCACAGCAGACCAAUUACGAGGAGUUCUUCAGCCCUAUCUUCUACAUCAACAUCUACGACGAUGACUCGCAGCUGGCGAAGUACUUCGACGACCCUCGCUACAAGGCCAACGACAUGUACGUCUCACUGUUCGGCACAUCUGCUUAUGUCAGCACUUUGAAGCGCUCGAUCGUCCACAAAGAGCAGACAAUCCUCGACGUCGAGCGUGGAAACAGUGCUUACGGCGGGUACUCCUUCGGCGCAUCCUUUGUUGCAACGAACGGCAAAAUCGAAGCUCGACCGAUCCUCGUGCCAAAGGAGAUGUUCCAGUUCCUUGAGGCAAAAGCUUUCAAGUCGGCCGUGUCUGCUCCCCGCAAAAUUGCUGCGGCCGAGCAGAAGCGCAUAUGCCAGGACAUCGCCACAACCGUCGAGCGUGAGUUCAGCGACAACCUCGUCUUCGGCUUCGUUUUUGGCAGCGUGGCUAAAGGCUUGGCAACCUCCAACAGCGACAUCGACACCAUGGUCGUCGUCAAAGUGGACAAACCAGCCCAGCGCCAGUCCUACCUCGCGUUCAUGGAAAGCUACCACAAGAAACACGACCUCUCCUACGACCCCGUCUAUCCAGUCGAGCUCAUCACCCUAGACGAGCUCAACCAGUCCCUUGCCACACUCGACUCCAUCACCAUGGAUCUUGACCACAUCUCCAAGGACGACUGGGACGCCAGCUUCUGGACUGCCGUUUUCUGCGGCAUGAAGCGCGGCAUCGUUGGCAACGAAAAGUUCAUGUACCAACUCGCCAGAUCCGUGGGUAAGUAUCCCGAGAUUUGGAAGCAGCAGAUGAUUGACCAGCUCGAGCAUCGCGUGGAGAACCUUGACAAUGAUGAGGUCGCUGCUGCUAUGAAUGCUAUCCGCAAGAUGAGCUUUGACGACGUGCAGAAACUCUUCACGAAGCAGAAUUACGAGAGUGACCAGCAUCGAAUGAAGGACUUCCAGGAGAAGUUUGGUUCCGCUGCGGAGGCUUUGCUAGGAGGUGAGUCGUAG
Anthostomella pinea is the source of this 1905-nucleotide messenger RNA. Lineage: Eukaryota; Fungi; Ascomycota; Sordariomycetes; Xylariales; Xylariaceae. The record is from the annotation of a GenBank genome assembly.